UUGUGACGUGGGGGCCGCACCUUCUCCCCCGAGGGCGACCCGCGCCCGCCGCCGGCUCCCUGGCUUGGCCCGUUAGAGGCCGCUUCGGUCCGGGAAACGCGGGCAGAUCCACUGGGGCCAUGAGGAAGCUAGCUGCUGGCUUCCUUCUCUCACUCCUCGAGGUGCUGCUCCUACUUCCGACACCUGCCCCAGCCCAGGAUUCAAUUUCGGCCUCCACGCCAGGCAGCCCUCUGUCUUCCACCGAGUAUGAACGCUUCUUCGCGCUGCUAACCCCAACCUGGAAAGCAGAGACUACCUGCCGUCUCCGUGCAACGCACGGCUGCCGGAACCCCACCCUCGUGCAGCUGGACCAGUAUGAAAAUCACGGCUUGGUGCCCGAUGGCGCUGUCUGCUCAGACCUCCCUUAUGCCUCCUGGUUUGAAUCCUUCUGCCAGUUUACUCAGUAUCGUUGCUCCAACCACGUCUACUACGCCAAGAGGGUCCGGUGCUCCCAGCCAGUCUCAAUCCUCUCACCUAACACUCUCAAGGAGAUUGAUGCUUCCUCCGAUGUCCCUCCCACCACGAUGACCUCCCCCCUCUCAUCUCACGUCACAGCCACAGAACGACAGGCCUUCCAGCCGUGGCCUGAGAGGCUUAACAACAAUGUGGAGGAACUGCUGCAAUCGUCCUUGUCCCUGGGGGGCCAGGAGCAAGGUUCAGAGCGCAAGCAGGAACAAGGACAAGAGCACAAGCAAGAACAAGGGCAAGAACAUAAGCAGGAGGAAGGGCAAGAGCAAGAAGAGCAAGAGGAGGAGCUGGAGGAGGAAAAGCAAGAGGAAGGACAGGGGGCAGAGGAGGGACUGGAGUCAAUGGCAGGGCUGCAGACAGACCCAGAGCUCAAGUUCCAGUCAGAAUUUGUGUCUUCCAACCCUUUCUCCUUCACUCCCCGGGUGCGGGAAGUGGAGUCCACGCCUAUGAUGAUAGAGAACAUCCAGGAGCUCAUUCGAUCAGCCCAGGAGAUGGAUGAAAUGAAUGAUCUGUAUGAUGAAGAACCCGUCUGGAAAAAGCCAACCCGUGACAGCCUCCUGCAGAUGCCCCACGUAGAGGCUUUGCUGGUGCUGUGCUAUUCGAUUGUGGAGAACACCUGCACCAUAACCCCCACAGCCAAGGCCUGGCAGUACGUGGAGGAGGAGAUCCUUGGUUUUGGGAAGCCGGUCUGUGAUAGCCUUGGGCGGCGACACUCAGCCACCUGUGACCUCUGUGACUUCUGCUCCCUGAAGCUGGAACAGUGCCACUCAGAGGCCAUCCUGCAGCGGCAGCUGUGUGACAGCUCCCACAAAACACCCUUCAUCAGCCCCUUGCUCAUAGCCCAGAGCAUGUCCAUCGGUACCCAGGUAGGGACCCCAACAUCAGGCCGCUUCUACGGGCUGGAUAUGUAUGGCGGACUCCGCAUGGACUUCUGGUGUGCCCGACUAGCCACCAAGGGCUGUGAAGAUGUUCGAGUGUCCGGCUGGCUCCAGACAGAAUUCCUUAGCUUCCAGGAUGGGGAUUUCCCCACCAAGGUUGGAGCCUUUCCCCAAAGCUCAACCCCGCCCCAGUUAUUCCAGUUCCUUCCAAUUCCUUGCUCCAGUAGCCCUAGGAUGUACGAGGGGGCUAGGGAACUGGCCCUCAUUGAGCCCUCCUGCUUCUUUCCAACAGACACCCUGCCACCCCCUCUCAAAGAAAAGAGCAGGAUUGUGUUGGUCAAAGUAGGAGGAAUCAGAGGGGCAGAGGGGUGGGAGAGCCAGGGACUGGGAGGCAGGAGACCGAGGUUCUGAUCCCCGCUCUGCCUGUUACCUGCUGUGGGGCUUCUGUCAAGUCACUUCCCACACUGGCCCAAAGUGAGACUCACCUCUCAACUGAUGACUAGGUAAUGCCUGAGGUGUCACUGACCUGUGACCCAGUGCUGGCCUGCUUCAGUCUGGCAGGGCUCCUUGCCCUAUGGUUCCAGGCCUUCCCCUGCUCAGCGGGAUCGACUUUGCUCCCUCUCUGCCCAAAGUUACCUCCCUUCUGGAGCUACCAGUUGUUCACUAAUAGCCAGAUCCCUCUUUUCUGUGGUUUAACAGGAAAAAUUCAAGGCCAGGAAAAGCCAGGACAGCUUAAAGGGCUGGUAGGGCUCCUGCCUAGCUCUUAUCCCCGGCCCCUAGACCUGAAAAGGGUCUCAGAGGUCAUCCCUCCCUCUCCCCUGGAUUUAUAGAUGGGGAGGCAAGAUCCACAGAGGGAAGUGGUGCACCCAAGGUCACACAUUAGAGAUUCUUCUACCGUCUCCCUCACUUAACCAUCACUAGAAGACUCCCUGAGAUUGGGCCAUUAAUUGGGCCCCCUUCCCCAUUCCCUCUUCCUUGGCUACUUUCCCAGCAAGCUGACCAGCAAGGCAGCCACUUCAUUCUCUGGCUCCUGGCGUCUUUUCAGCACCAAGCUGUGACUGAGGGUGGGGCAAGAAAAGCAGAGGCGACAGAGGCCUAUUCCUCAGAGAGGGGGCACCCCAGGUGUGGAAGGGCUGGGUCUCAAGGGCUCUGCCCCUGGCCCUGGUUCUGCCAUCAUGGGCUCUCUGGAGGAUGGG
Molecule: messenger RNA, 2581 nt
Organism: Canis lupus familiaris (dog)
Lineage: Eukaryota; Metazoa; Chordata; Mammalia; Carnivora; Canidae
Gene: ACRBP
Product: acrosin binding protein
Exons: 9
Coding region: 120-1796 (558 amino acids)
Cellular component (GO): nucleus; acrosomal vesicle
Molecular function (GO): protein binding
Source: RefSeq, a predicted model, not a curated record